Molecule: messenger RNA, 2694 nt
Organism: Emys orbicularis (European pond turtle)
Lineage: Eukaryota; Metazoa; Chordata; Testudines; Emydidae
Gene: HMGCR
Product: 3-hydroxy-3-methylglutaryl-CoA reductase
Exons: 20
Coding region: 46-2694 (882 amino acids)
Biological process (GO): isoprenoid biosynthetic process; sterol biosynthetic process; coenzyme A metabolic process
Cellular component (GO): endoplasmic reticulum membrane; peroxisomal membrane
Molecular function (GO): NADP binding; hydroxymethylglutaryl-CoA reductase (NADPH) activity; protein binding
Source: RefSeq, a predicted model, not a curated record
AAGGUCUUGAAAGAGCGGCUGCGGUGUAGAAAAAGAAACUUGAAAAUGCUGUCAAGACUCUUUCGAAUGCAUGGCCUUUUUGUAGCCUCUCAUCCAUGGGAAGUCAUUGUGGGGACUGUGACUCUCACCAUCUGUAUGAUGUCCAUGAAGAUGUUCACUGGCAAUGAUAAGAUCUGUGGCUGGAAUUAUGAAUGCCCAAAACUUGAAGAAGACGUUCUGAGCAGUGACAUCAUAAUCCUGACAAUCACGCGCUGUAUAGCAAUCCUUUAUAUAUACUUCCAGUUUCAGAAUCUAAGGCAGCUUGGAUCAAAAUAUAUUUUGGGUAUUGCUGGCCUCUUCACAAUCUUCUCAAGUUUUGUUUUCAGUACAGUGGUGAUUCACUUCCUAGAUAAAGAAUUGACAGGCUUGAAUGAAGCGUUACCAUUUUUCCUGCUUCUGAUUGACCUUUCCAGAGCCAGUGCAUUAGCCAAAUUUGCACUCAGUUCCAACUCACAGGAUGAAGUAAGAGAAAAUAUUUCACGGGGAAUGGCAAUUCUAGGUCCUACAUUUACGCUUGAUGCCCUUGUUGAGUGUCUUGUGAUUGGUGUUGGUACUAUGUCAGGAGUGCGACAGCUUGAAAUCAUGUGCUGCUUUGGCUGCAUGUCUGUUCUUGCCAACUACUUUGUCUUCCUGACUUUCUUUCCAGCAUGUGUCUCCUUGGUAUUAGAGCUUUCUCGUGAAAGUCGUGAGGGGCGUCCCAUAUGGCAACUUAGUCAUUUUGCCCGUGUUUUAGAAGAAGAAGAAAACAAACCAAAUCCUGUAACUCAGAGGGUUAAAAUGAUUAUGUCUCUAGGUCUGGUUCUUGUUCAUGCUCACAGUCGCUGGAUAGCAGAACCAUCUGCUCAAAACAGUACAGCAGAAAAUUCAGUGGGAAUGGAUGAAAAUGCACCAAAGAGAAUUGAACCUAAUGUUUCUCUAUGGCAAUUUUAUCUUUCUAGAAUGGCCAGUUUGGACAUUGAGCAAGUAAUCACUCUUGGUUUAGCUCUUCUUCUUGCUGUGAAAUACAUCUUCUUUGAACAGACAGAGACGGAGUCCACGCUCUCACUGAAGAACCCCAUAACCUCUCCCUUGAUAGUUCAGAAAAAGAUUCCUGAUAACUGCUGCAGAAAACAAUCUGUACUUGUAAAAAAUCAUCAGAAAUCCAGCACAGUAGAAGAGGCUGUAAUUUCCAGAGAGAGAAAAGUUGAAGUAAUAAAACCUGCAUUAGCAGAGCCAUCAGCCAAGGCUACAUUUGUGGUUGGUAGUUGCAUCCCUAUGGAAACUUCUUCUCUCCUUAAUAGAAAGGAGCCUGAAAUUGAAUUGCCCAAAGAGCCACGCUCCACUGAAGAAUGUUUAUGUAUACUUGGAAAUGCAGAGAGAGGUGCAAAAUUCCUCACUGAUGCAGAAGUCAUCAACCUAGUCAGUGCUAAGCAUAUUCCUGCUUACAAAUUGGAAACUUUGAUGGAAACUCAGGAACGUGGUGUAUCUAUUCGCAGACAGAUGUUAUCUCAGAAGCUCCCUGAACCUUCAGCCCUACAAUAUCUUCCUUACAGGCAUUACAAUUAUUCUUUGGUAAUGGGAGCUUGCUGUGAAAAUGUGAUUGGAUACAUGCCCAUCCCUGUAGGUGUAGCUGGGCCACUUUUCCUGGAUAGCAAAGAGUUUCAAGUUCCAAUGGCAACAACAGAAGGCUGUCUGGUAGCAAGCACAAACAGAGGGUGCAGAGCAAUACGUCUUGGUGGAGGAGCCAAUAGCCGUAUUCUAGCAGAUGGGAUGACUCGAGGACCAGUUGUAAGAUUACCCUCUGCCUGCCAGGCUGCAGAAGUGAAGGCUUGGCUUGAAAACUCUGAAGGGUUUAAAAUAGUCAAAGAUGCAUUUGACAGCACAAGUAGGUUUGCUCGUCUGCAAAAGCUUCACAUCAGUCUGGCUGGUCGUAACCUUUAUAUCCGUUUUCAGUCUGAAACAGGGGAUGCAAUGGGAAUGAACAUGAUCUCAAAAGGUACCGAAAAGGCACUUGCGAGACUGCAAGAAGAGUUUCCUGAUCUCCAGGUUCUAGCUAUUAGUGGUAACUAUUGUACAGACAAAAAGCCUGCUGCCAUAAAUUGGAUAGAAGGCAGAGGGAAGUCUGUUGUCUGCGAAGCAGUCAUUCCAGCCAAGGUGGUCAGAGAAGUAUUGAAGACUACUACAGAAGCUAUGGUUGAGGUGAAUAUAAACAAAAAUUUGGUGGGCUCUGCGAUGGCUGGUAGCAUAGGUGGCUAUAACGCCCACGCAGCAAACAUUGUCACAGCUAUCUACAUUGCUUGUGGACAGGAUGCAGCACAGAAUGUGGGCAGCUCUAACUGCAUCACUCUGAUGGAGUCAACAGGUCCCACAAAUGAAGAUCUGUAUAUCAGCUGCACAAUGCCCUCUAUAGAAAUUGGAACAGUUGGUGGAGGGACCAACUUGCUACCACAGCAAGCCUGUUUGCAGAUGUUAGGGGUCCAGGGUGCAAGUCAAGACAAUCCUGGUGAAAAUGCACGUCAGCUUGCUAAAAUUGUAUGUGCUACAGUAAUGGCAGGGGAAUUAUCAUUAAUGGCAGCACUGGCAGCUGGACAUCUAGUCAAAAGCCACAUGAUUCACAAUAGGUCAAAAAUAAAUCUACGAGAUCUUCAAGGAACCUGCACCGAGAAAGCAGCUUGA